GCGAUAAACUGCGCGCUAAUGUCCACUAGUUGAAGAAAAGCGUUAUGAUAGUUUUGUCAGUAGACGCAUAUUUCUUCAAGAUGCGACCUGGCGUUGGAUGCCAGUUAGAGCAUCAGAUGAGCCAACUCAUAUCAGAGACAUCUGGUAAAAUGGGACAUUAUACCCAUUUUGUGCUUGACGUAAUUAAAAAUUUGAGAUGAAGGAAAAAGUGGUACGAGCGCUACAGCACGUCGCCGAAAUCUUGGUGGGCAACUUCGCCGUGUCACUCCAAAACGAACUACGCUUUAUGGUAGGACAAUUUUGGUAAUUGCACUUCAGUAGCGCUAACUCAAUGCAUUAGGCGGAUGCGAUGGGAUCAUCGUGCGCAACCGCGAUGAGGGUGCAAGGCGUGCCGAUGGCGCAAGCGAUCAAGCACACUGCAGGCACUGUGGCGCGUCUUUGAACGGAGUGCUGAUGUUAACUCAGGGAAAUGUUACGGAGGAAGAUAUAUGUACCUAAAAGUAUUAAAUUGACUGCCUCACUAAAUUAAAUAUGCAACGAACUGAAUAUCACUUAAGCAAAGGUGUCGCCUUUGCACUACUCCCACCUGCAGUCCAUCGCAAUAAUGCCCCAUUCAUGGCAUCUUCAGCAAGCGCGGAUGCAAUUCGCCGCUGGAGCAAAGCUGAAGUUUUUUCAUACUUGGCAGCUACGGUUGCUUGCGCCUCGACUAGGCAUUUAUUGGAAUAGUGUUU
Messenger RNA from Plasmopara halstedii, 731 nucleotides. RefSeq lists its product as uncharacterized. The transcript has a single exon. Bases 532 to 726 code for a protein of 64 amino acids. NCBI's taxonomy places the organism in Eukaryota, Oomycota, Peronosporomycetes, Peronosporales, Peronosporaceae. The record is from RefSeq and is a predicted model, not a curated record.